AGAAGUACGCGAAUCUCUCACUACCCGGAGCCAGAUGCAUGUAGCUAUAAACCUUUCAUUCUGGAACCAUUAUCAUGAAAACAAAAAGUGUGUGCGUCUCCUUUUGUUCGGUAGGUUAGGGCUUCUUCUUCGCGAGGGUCUUGAUUUAUUGAUAGAGUAGCUCUGUGCCUUCUCCAAGUGAAAAAAGGCGCAAUGCAUACUUUGGGGGAACCAUAUCCUGUAGAUACAUUACACUCGUAUUUGUAUCUAGUGGAUGGAUCUUGGUCCCAAUUCCUCGAAUGGAGCCCUUGUUCCUUCACUUGUGGACCAGCACAACGCACCCGUCACCGCUUUUGUACCCACCCCAAACCCGCCUAUGGGGGUGCCAAUUGCUCGGGUGUUGCCGAAGAGGUGCAAGUUUGUGCCAAUGACGAUUGUCCCAAGGAAAGGAUCCAAGGCCCCAAUGACAUGAAUCACUAAGCCUCUUUCUGCGAGUUCCAGUUCCUUCUGGACAAGCAAACUGGGAACUUGGGAGUGUCUGUCGGCCUUGGUCUCAAAGGUCUCCUCAAUAUGGGCUUUUUUGCAACAUUAAAAAAUAUUGCAAAUGGGAACAGAGACGAAAGUCGGAAGAAGGCCACAGAAGAGGCCGUCCAGGAGAGUGAGGCCAUCAAGAAACCGUCGAGUAUUCGAGACCUGUGGUCCAAAGUGGAUCACGUGGCCAUUGUUGUGAGCAAUCUGGAAACCAGCAUCGACUUUUACACAAAUAUCAUUGGGUUCAAACAGAUUGGCUUGCCCAAUUUGGAUGGCAACUCUGUCUGCUUGUCUUGUGGAACCUUGAAGAUAUUUUUGGUUCAAGGCGAAGGUCCCAAAUUCGGCGAGGAUGGGACGGUGUUUCCUCAUUUGGCAUUGUCAGUACAAGACUUGGACGCCAUGAAAGAUCGCUGUGCAGAACUUGGAAUUCUCGUGGAAGAGAUUGAUUUAACUCGAAAUCCAAAUUGUGAGGAGGGAUCCAGCAUCCGAGGGCUCCAAAUCCGAGAUCCGGAUGGCAAUUUGAUAGUUCUGGGAGAUGCCGCAGGUCUGGAAGCUUUUAAUGAUGAAGGUCAAGACGGAAGCUUAGAGGUUAUCAUCAUAAAGGCUUUCCACUCAGUCAAGGCCAAGGCCCACCUCUUGGAGCAAGUCGUCAAAGGCAGCCAAGAAUCUGACGGAUUGGAGGUCAUAAGUGAAGACAAAGAGAAGGAACUACUGGAAGAGCAGAGCGUGGAAAAUUGGAGCGAGGUUGAAGUCAACAUGGAUCAGUUGAAGAGGCUUCAAGUGCGACACGAGUUCUAUGGCGAUCUGGUCCAAAACGCUAAGCGAGACGAGUUGCUAGAGUUGCUAAAGCGAUUUGACAACCAUGUGGAUCAGGUCUUGGAUUAUUUACGAGGCCGUCGUCAACGAAAAGGCACCCAAACCUUCAUUCCUCCAGAGUUCACGGAUGAAAAAGGCCAAAAACAUACCCUACCCAGUUUCGAGAUGCCGUUUUUCAUCCAAGAGGAGGAUCAAAUUCACACCAAUGGGGAUGUGACGGCACCGGAGUAACCAACCAAAAUGAUACAUAUUGCAAAAUUGAAAUGAGACUUUUUUUCGAAUUCGAUUAUUUGAUGCCCGUCAUUGAAAGUAGAUCCGGAAAGAGAAUUUGUAUAAAGAUCUUCAUUUAAAUUGAUCCGUAGCAUCCAUCAUCUAAACUAGGCCUGAGGCCUGUUCUUGAUGCAUGGUAAAGUCGAUUGGUUCCACGUUAGCCGAAUUUCCUGCACAUAUUUUGCUCAUGGUUUUGUUGCCCGGUUCAAAGCUUGCCUUUAAAUGUUCUUAAAUAAUUUUAGCUUGUCAUGAUUAGUAAGCCUUAAAGAAUAGUUGAGUUACCCAAACAUAUCCAAUAAACAUAUUAUUAUUAUUA
This is a messenger RNA of Tigriopus californicus, 1912 nucleotides long. RefSeq lists its product as uncharacterized. Bases 550 to 1557 code for a protein of 335 amino acids. The transcript has 5 exons. The record is from RefSeq and is a predicted model, not a curated record. Lineage: Eukaryota; Metazoa; Arthropoda; Copepoda; Harpacticoida; Harpacticidae.